AAAUACAACACAGCCAUUUUAUGCGUCCACUAAGGAGCAGGCCCGUCAAAUAUCUAUCCGCCGGCUCCAUUUGAAAGUUUCCAAGGCGAAAAAAUGAAUGCUUUUAUUCCCCAACGACAUCAGCAACACUAACCUCUACCACACAACCUUCCUUCCCUCCCCCUGAGAGAGAGAGAGGAAGCUUCCUUCCCUUGAGGGAGAGAUAGGGAGAGGAAGAGAGAGAGAGAGAGAGAGAUGGAUCCUUGCCCCUUCGCUAGGCUGAUCGUGGAGUCCCUCGCUUUAAAGCUACCGACGGUGUCCAAGCCAGCCGGUCCGGGCGUCCACCCUUCGACCACCCCGUGUUUCUGUACUAUCCGACUCCAAGAUCAUCCCUCCGCUGCCCAAACUGCCCCUCUCCCCCUCGCCGCCCCCUCAUCCUCCGACCCCUCCCUCACUGCCUCCGCCGCCGCCCCAGUCGUCUUCAGCCUCGACCCGGCAGCCCUCCAGAAGCUCUCCUGCAAGCCGGCGAGCCUCGUCGUCUCGGUCUACGCGGGCCGGACAGGGAGCACGUGUGGGUUCAGCGCGGGCCGCCUGCUGGGUCGAGUGCGGAUCGGGGUGGACCUGGAGGCGGCGCCGGUGAGGGCGAUGGUGAUGCAGACCGGGUGGAUGAGCGUGGGCGGCCGCCGGUCCGCGGCCCGGCUGCACCUGGUUGUUCGGUCCGAGCCGGACCCCCGGUUCGUGUUCCAGUUCGGGGGCGAGCCGGAGUGCAGCCCGGUGGUGUACCAGGUACAGGGGAACGGCGGCGGACACAGCAGCUGCCUUCGGCAACCGGUUUUCAGCUGCCGCUUCUCUGCCGACCGCCGGCGGAACACCGGAUCCGGACCACUGCCGCCCCAUUCCUCCAGCAGCUCCAUCAGAGGCUGGUUUGGGAGCGAAAGAAACCAUCUAAGGCGGGAGCAGCGCAAGGGAUGGACGGUCACGAUCCACGAUCUCUCAGGCUCCCCAGUGGCGGCCGCGUCCAUGAUCACCCCAUUCGUCCCCUCCCCCGGCUCGGACCGGGUGUCCCGGUCUAACCCGGGGGCGUGGCUCAUCCUCCGGCCCACCGGCUUCUCCGGUUCGACCCCCAACUGGAAGCCAUGGGGCCGGCUCGAGGCCUGGCGAGAGCGGGGCCCAGUCGACGCCUUGGGCUACAGGUUCGAGCUCGUCACCGACUCCGGGCCCUCCGGCGGGAUCCCGAUCGCCGAGUCCUCUUUUAGCGUCCGCAAAGGUGGUCGGUUUUGCAUCGACCCGGACCCCGGCGUCGCUGGCGACACCGUGUCCAGAUCCUGGCCGUUCGUUGGGGGUUUCGUUAUGGCGGCCGACGUAGAAGGGGAGCGAAAGGUAAGCAAACCAACGGUUCAAGUUGGGGCGCAACAUGUUUCCUGUAUGGCUGAUGUGGCCCUAUUUAUAGCACUAUCAGCAGCCGUUGAUCUCAGCAUCGACGCCUGCCAAUUGUUCUCUCAGAAGCUGAGGAAGGAGCUGUGCCAGGACCAACAAAACCUUUGACUGUCCAUCAUCCAAUGUAAUUGUGAGGUGAUAACUAAUGGCUUCUACUGUAGUCUUGGUUUGAUCACAAUGGAAAAAUUGGCUACUUAUAUUCUUUUAUCGGUUUGCUAAUUGUUUUUCUCUUUUUUCUCAUCUGUGGUCGUCCCUUGACUUGUGAUGAAUGCUCGUAAUCUGAGAAGGUACAGAGCUUUUGACGUUUUUGUUUUUUUUUUAUUAUUAUUUUAAUCUUGGCUUGGAGAGUGUUGUAAAUGUUAAUGGACAGAACAUUGUGAGAUUUUUUUUUUUUAAUGUUGAUAUACUGAUCAAGAUUUAUAUUUUGAUGCAUUUU
Phoenix dactylifera (date palm) is the source of this 1852-nucleotide messenger RNA. RefSeq lists its product as uncharacterized. The record is from RefSeq and is a predicted model, not a curated record. Lineage: Eukaryota; Viridiplantae; Streptophyta; Magnoliopsida; Arecales; Arecaceae.